Emiliania huxleyi CCMP1516 is the source of this 1974-nucleotide messenger RNA. RefSeq lists its product as hypothetical. Lineage: Eukaryota; Haptophyta; Isochrysidales; Noelaerhabdaceae. The annotation marks the transcript as partial. The record is from RefSeq and is a predicted model, not a curated record. The transcript has a single exon.
AUGUCUCGGCGCGGCGCCGAGGCACAGAGCCGCUGCGAUGCAGCGGCGGCAAGGCACGGCGGCGAAAGCACCAUCGCCGGGCAGUCUCGGGGUGGCGUGGAGGGCCACUCGAGCUCUGCCGGCGGUGCGGCCGCCGCUCACGGGCACGCGACGCGAGGAGGCGUCGCCGAGGGCGUCGACGAGGCGCUCGACGAGGCGCGGCCGCGGGCCGGGUCCUCUCGGAGCCGCGGAGGCGCCGCUGCAGGCGGCGGCGGCGAGAGCGAGGUCGGCAGGCAGAGCGGCUGUGGCGGUGAGGGCCAUGCGGGCUCUGCUGCCGGCUCGCUCGCCUCUCUCGAGGAUGCGACGGCCGGGACAGCCGUCGCUGCAGCCGGCGGCACCGCGCCGCCUGACGAGCCGCGUCCGUGGACAGCGGCGAGCACCCGCUGCUGGGCGAGGGCAGCGGCGCAAGUUGGCGUCGAUGGCGCCGUCGCCGCAAAGCGUGAUCGAGAUCGCUUUGGCGGAGGCGCGAGCGACGCGGUGCACGACGAGGGGGCGGGCCUCGUCUCGGUGGGCGGCGGCGGGCCGCCUGGCAUGUCUCGGCUCGGCGCCGAGGCACAGAGCCGCUGCGAGGCAGCGGCGGCAACGCGCGGCGGCGGAGGCACCAUCGCCGGGCAGUCUCGGGGUGGCGUGGAGGGCCACUCGAGCUCUGCCGGCGGUGCGGUCGCCACGCACGGGCACGCGACGCGAGGAGGCGUCGCCAAGGGCGUCGACGAGGCGCUCGACGAGGCGCGGCCGCGGGCCGGGUCCUCUCGGAGCCGCGGAGGCGCCGCUGCAGGCGGCGGCGGCGAGAGCGAGGUCAGCAGGCAGAGCGGCUGUGGCGGUGAGGGCCAUGCGGGCUCUGCUGCCGGCUCGCUCGCCUCUCUCGAGGACGCGACGGCCGGGACAGCCGUCGCUGCAGCCAGCGGCACCGCGCCGCCUGACGAGCCGCGUCCGUGGACAGCGGCGAGCACCCGCUGCUGGGCGAGAGCAGCGGCUCAAGUCGGCGUCGAUGGCGCCGUCGCCGCAAAGCGUGAUCGAGAUCGCUUUGGCGGAGGCGCGAGCGACGCGGUGCACGACGAGGGGGCGGGCCUCGUCUCGGUGGGCUGCGGCGGGCCGCCUGGCAUGUCUCGGCUCGGCGCCGAGGCACAGAGCCGCCGCGAGGCAGCGACGGCAAGGCGCGGCGACGGAGGCACCAUCGCCGGGCAGUCUCGGGGUGGCGUGGAGGGCCACUCGAGCUCUGCCGGCGGUGCGGCCGCCACGCAUGGGCACGCGACGCGAGGAGGCGUCGCCGAGGGCGUCGACGAGGCGCUCGACGAGACGCGGCCGCGGGCCGGGUCCUCUCGGAGCCGCGGAGGCGCCGCUGCAGGCGGCGGCGGCGAGAGCGAGGUCAGCAGGCAGAGCGGCUGUGGCGGUGAGGGCCAUGGGGGCUCGGCUGCCGGCUCGCUCGCCUCUCUCGAGGACGCGACGGCCGGGACAGCCGUCGCUGCAGCCGGCGGCACCGCGCCGCCUGACGAGCCGCGUCCGUGGACAGCGGCGAGCACCCGCUGCUGGGCGAGAGCAGCGGCUCAAGUCGGCGUCGAUGGCGCCGUCGCCGCAAGGCGUGAUCGAGAUCGCUUUGGCGGAGGCGCGAGCGACGCGGUGCACGACGAGGGGGCGGGCCUCGUCUCGGUGGGCGGCGGCGGGCCGCCGAGCAUGUCUCGGCUCGGCGCCGAGGCACAGAGCCGCUGCGAGGCAGCGGCGGCAACGCGCGGCGGCGGAGGCACCAUCGCCGGGCAGUCUCGGGGUGGCGUGGAGGGCCACGCGAGCUCUGCCGGCGGUGCGGCCGCCACGCACGGGCACGCGACGCGAGGAGGCGUCGCCGAGGGCGUCGCCGAGGCGCUAGGCGAGGCGCGGCCGCGGGCCGGGUCCUCUCGGAGCCGCGGAGGCGCCGCUGCAGGCGGCGGCGGCGAGAGCGAG